Messenger RNA from Cylicocyclus nassatus, 1186 nucleotides. Lineage: Eukaryota; Metazoa; Nematoda; Chromadorea; Rhabditida; Strongylidae. The record is from the annotation of a GenBank genome assembly.
CUUUUGCAGACAUGUCCAACCCGUUGGUUCACCCCAGUCCUACGAAGGAAUCAGACACAAAUGACUCACUUAACAUAUUCCAUCGAUGGAGUGAGCUACCAUCUGAACUAAAGAUAAAAAUCUUGCGAUACACUUCUUUCCACACCGUCAUGCGAUUCAUGCUUUUGAGCAAGGAAUCGUAUGCUUUGGCAUCGAGGACAAAACUUCGCAUUGAUUACAUCCAGAUCAGCGAGCCUGAACGUCGGGGAACGCUUCCGUACGAGGGUCGUGUAUACAUAUCUGUGUUUCCAAUUUUGGACCAUUUCGCCCAAUUGGAAGCAAACUUUGCGUUGCAGUUUUCUCCGAAUGCGAAUUUUGGAGGAUCCUACGUUGCCCAACAAAUAGGUCCUCGGGAGACGCCAUCAACGAAGCGUUUAUCUUACGAUGAAGACUACCGAUUCAAAGCAGUGCAGGUGCUUCUUCAAUAUGCGGAACUGUUCGAUUUGCGAGCCAUCCUGGUGUCUAUGACUUCGAUCACUCCAUCUACGCACGAACUUCUGCAGAAGCAGACAAUGACGUCGCAGGUGCUGACAAAUUAUCUGGAACUCCGCACAGAAAAUAGAGCUCUCGUAUUCGACUUGGUUCGCUUGCUGCCUCCCAGGUGCACAAUUGUUAUAUGCCCAAAUGGUGUUGUCGAGCCCGAUAUAUUUCUGGAUAGUAAAUUCUUCGAUCUCGAUGUGGUGAAGUUGGCUAGCGAUCUUCGUAUCAGUGUGAAAAGUGGGCUUACCGAUGACCAGCUGGUCAGGUUGCAAGCAAAUAUCUUGCGAAUAAGCUCUGCAUACAUAACCAGUGCGGGUAUCAAUCGCUUGAUCUUGGACUGGAUAGCAGGAAAACGGAAAAUCACCGAUAUUCUUGUGAAAACGGAGAAGUAUUUGCGAAGUAAAGAGAUGUUUCAUGGUGUUGCUCCUGCGAACCUGGAUAUGAUAGAUGAAUCAGUGGAAGGGGGACUUCAAGAUCCCCCGUUCCGAUUUUGCCUGCACAGUCAGUUUGGAAACUUGUCAGGAUUCCUAGGAGAUCAUAUCUGCAGUCUGAGUGAUCUGUAUCAGUCUGCAGGAUUGACACUUUUACCAACCUUUUUCUCUGCCACGGUUUCUCAUCGGAGGGAUUCUAGAGUCGAAAUGAGCUUAUCUUCUCAGUGACAUCCUAU